Messenger RNA from Cynara cardunculus var. scolymus (artichoke), 1563 nucleotides. Its product is annotated as hydroquinone glucosyltransferase-like. The transcript has a single exon. The record is from RefSeq and is a predicted model, not a curated record. Gene Ontology annotation, molecular function: UDP-glycosyltransferase activity. NCBI's taxonomy places the organism in Eukaryota, Viridiplantae, Streptophyta, Magnoliopsida, Asterales, Asteraceae. Bases 68 to 1474 code for a protein of 468 amino acids.
UAUGUGGAUAUAUAGAUAGAGAUAGACAUCAAUUGGUGAGUGUCUUUCAAGUGUGACCGAGUCAAUAAUGGAAGCUCACAUAGCCAUUUUCCCGAGUCCAGGGAUGGGUCACCUCAUUCCACUCACUGGGUUAGCUCAUCGUCUUCUCCACCUCCUCCACCGUCGAGUCUUCAUCACCUUCAUCAUUCCCACCACCGCCGGAUCAUCCAUAAAACCCCAAAACGACAUCCUCAAUGCCAUGCCAGAGAACGUAAGUUCCAUAUUUCUUCCUCCUGUAGAUCUAAACGACCUUCCACAGGAUGCUGCCAUGGAGACUCGGAUAUUACUCACCGUGACUCGGUCAUUACCCGCUCUACGUCAAACACUUGUCGAGUUAACUCGUGACUCGACAAAACGACCCUCAACUUUGGUUGUAGACAUUUUUGGCCCUCCUAGUUUCGAAAUUGCCAAAGAAUUUGAUAUUUCAGCAUAUAUUUUCUCUACGGUUUCAGCUAUGACGCUGGUUACCAUCUUCCAUGUUCCUCUUCUAGAUCAGAUGUAUGCUUAUGAGUACAGGGAUUUAACUGAACCGCUAAGGUUUCCAGGAUGUGUUCCGAUUCCACGAACCGAUGCUCCUGAAUCACUUAUCGGUAAAAAGAACAAGGCGCAGAAAGAAAAGGUUGAGAUGUUCAAGAUGUAUAAUUUGCCAAAGGGUAUACUGGUUAACAGCUCUGUUGAACUAGAACCGGGUGCGUUUAAAGCCAUGGAAGAAGGUGAGUGGUGUAAACCGGAUGUGUUCCCGGUUGGACCGUUGAUACGUACAGGUUCAGAACAACAAACCCACGAUGGGUUUGAAUGUUUGAAGUGGUUAGAUAAGCAUCCGGUCGGGUCGGUUUUAUUUGUUUCAUUUGGAAGUGGUGGCACACUUUCCCAAAAACAACUCAACGAACUUGCAUUCGGAUUGGAGCAAAGUGGUCAAAGAUUUCUUUGGGUCAUAAAAUGCCCAAACGAAAAGGCAAAUGCAGGUUACUUCAGUGCAGAAAACCAUGUUGACCCGUUUACGAUUUUACCCGAUGGGUUCUUGGAUCGGGUCAAGGACCAUGGUCUGGUUGUGUCAACUUGGGCCCCUCAAGUUGAGAUCCUGGGUCACGGCUCAACCGGAGGGUUCUUGACACAUUGUGGGUGGAACUCCAUUCUCGAAAGUAUCGUGAAUGGAGUUGUGAUGAUUGCAUGGCCGCUUUUCGCAGAUCAAAAAAUGAAUGCUGUGAACUUGACGGAUAGUCUCGGUGUUGGUUGUCGGGUGAAAGUGGGUGAAAACGGACUGGUGGCAAGAGAUGAAAUCGAGAAGUGUAUUAGAAGUUUGAUGGAAGGAGAAGAUGGGCGUAAGAUGAGGGUGAAAAUGGAACAACUGAAAGAGGGUGUUGCGAUGGCGUUGAGCCAAGAUGGUUCAUCAACCACGUCACUUUUAGACAUGGCUAAAAAAUUAGAUUUUUAGGUAUAUAACCUUAAAUGAAAGGACCGAUUAAUGUUGCAUGUUUUUAUUUAAUUGUUGCCAUUUAAUAAAAACUAUUAUAUGUUUAAUAU